Messenger RNA from Salarias fasciatus (jewelled blenny), 2619 nucleotides. RefSeq names its product basic proline-rich protein-like. The transcript is spliced from 5 exons. The record is from RefSeq and is a predicted model, not a curated record. NCBI's taxonomy places the organism in Eukaryota, Metazoa, Chordata, Actinopteri, Blenniiformes, Blenniidae. The coding region runs from base 1 to 2619 and encodes 872 amino acids.
AUGGGUGAUGGCCAGAGGCUCGGCAGCGACGGCACCGCCGGGGCUCCCAGCCAGCAGAACGCCGCGAAAACAAAGAGCGCUUCAAUGGAGUCUGAAGCUCAACUCCAUACUCCUCCUCCUCCUCUUCUUCCUCCUCCUCCUCCUCCUCCUCCUCCUCUUCCUCCUCCUCUUCCUCCUCCUCCUCUUCCUCCUCCUCUUCCUCCUCCUCUUCUUCCUCCUCCUCCUCCUCCUCCUCCUCCUCCUCCUCCUCCUCCUCUUCUUCCUCCUCCUCCUCCUCCUCCUCCUCCUCCUCCUCCUUCUCCUCCUCCUCCUCCUCCUCUUCUUCCUCCUCCUCUUCCUCCUCCUCCUUCUCCUCCUCUCCCUCCUCCUCCUCCUCCUCCUCCUCCUCCUCCUCCUCCUUCUCCUCCUCCUCCUCCUCUUCUUCCUCCUCCUCUUCCUCCCCCUCCUCCUCCUCCUCCUCCUCCUCCUCCUCUUCUUCCUCCUCCUCCUCCUCCUCCUCCUCCUUCUCCUCCUCUCCCUCCUCCUCCUCCUCCUCCUCUUCUUCCUCCUCCUCCUCCUCCUCCUCCUCCUUCUCCUCCUCUCCCUCCUCCUCCUCCUCCUCCUCUUCUUCCUCCUCCUCCUCCUCCUCCUCCUCCUCCUCCUCCUCUUCCUCCUCCUCUUCUUCCUCCUCCUCCUCCUCCUCCUCCUCCUCCUCCUCCUCCUCCUCUUCUUCCUCCUCCUCCUCCUCCUCCUCCUCCUCCUCCUCCUCCUCCUCCUCCUUCUCCUCCUCCUCCUCCUCUUCUUCCUCCUCCUCUCCCUCCUCCUCCUCCUCCUCCUCUUCUUCCUCCUCCUCCUCCUCCUCCUCCUCCUCCUCCUCCUCCUCUUCUUCCUCCUCCUCCUCCUCCUCCUCCUCCUCCUCCUCCUCCUCCUCCUCCUCCUUCUCCUCCUCCUCCUCCUCUUCUUCCUCCUCCUCCUCCUCCUCCUCCUCCUCCUCCUCCUCCUCCUCCUCCUCCUUCUCCUCCUCCUCCUCCUCUUCUUCCUCCUCCUCCUCCUCCUCCUCCUCCUCCUCCUCCUCCUCCUCCUCCUCCUCCUUCUCCUCCUCCUCCUCCUCUUCUUCCUCCUCCUCUUCCUCCCCCUCCUCCUCCUCCUCCUCCUCCUCCUCCUCUUCUUCCUCCUCCUCCUCCUCCUCUCCCUCCUCCUCCUCCUCUCCCUCCUCCUCCUCCUCCUCCUCUCCCUCCUCCUCCUCCUCUCCCUCCUCCUCCUCCUCCUCCUCUUCUUCCUCCUCCUCCUCCUCCUCCUCCUCCUCCUCCUGAUGCUGAGACGGGUCCUGAUGAGCUCUUCAGAAUCCUUCUGCUCUCCACGGACCUGGAUCACGGCCUGGCUCUGAGCCCGUGGGCCCUGGUGAGACACGGAGACAUGUCUCCGGGGACUCCAGGUCCUCCCUGCAGGCCACAGCGGGGGACUCCUCACAGCACACCUCCUCCAGAGGUCUGCCCCUCCUCCGUUCAGUUCAUGCUGUGGGGGGAGCCAGAGGAGCAGAAGGUCUGGGCUGUCCUGGUGGGACGGAGCCCCAGAAGCCCCCAGGAGCCCCCAGGCCCCCCCAGGACCCCCCAGGAGCCCCAGAAGCCCCCAGGAGCCCCAGGAGCCCCCAAGAGCCCCAGGAGCUCCCAGGGGCCCCAGGACCCCCCAGGGGCCCCAGCAGCCCCCAGGAGCCCCAGGAGCUCCCAGGAGCCCCCAGGAGCCCCCAGGAGCCCCCAGGAGCCCCAGGACCCCCCAGGGGCCCCAGCAGCCCCCAGGAGCCCCAGGAGCUCCCAGGAGCCCCCAGGAGCCCCCAGGAGCCCCCAGGAGCCCCAGGAGCCCCCAGGAGCCUCCAGGAGCCUCCAGGAGCCCCAGGAGCCCCCAGGAGCCUCCAGGAGCCCCCAGGAGCCCCAGGAGCCCCCAGGAGCCCCCAGGAGCCUCCAGGACCCCCAGGAGCCCCCAGGAGCCCCCAGGAGCCCCCAGGAGCCCCCCGGAGCCCCAGGAGCCCCCAGGAGCCCCCCGGAGCCCCAGGAGCCCCCAGGAGCCUCCAGGAGCCCCCAGGAGCCCCCAGGAGCCUCCAGGAGCCCCCAGGAGCCCCCAGGAGCCUCCAGGAGCCCCCAGGAGCCCCAGGAGCCCCCAAGACCUCCGGAGCCCCAGGAGCUCCCAGAACCUCAGGAGCCCCCAGGAGCCUCAGGACCCCCCAGAAGCCCCAGGAGCCCCAGGACCUCAGGAGCCCCCAGGACCUCAGGAGCCCCCAGGAGCCCCCAGGAGCCCCUGGAGCCCCCGGAGCCCCUGGAGCCCCAGGAGCCCCAGGAGCCCCAGGACCUCAGGAGCCCCCAGGAGCCUCAGGACCCCCCAGAAGCCCCAGGAGCCCCAGGACCUCAGGAGCCCCCAGGACCUCAGGAGCCCCCAGGAGCCCCCAGGAGCCCCUGGAGCCCCCGGAGCCCCUGGAGCCCCCGGAGCCCCAGGAGCCCCAGGAGCCCCCAGGAGCCCCAGGAGCCCCAGGACCUCAGGAGCCCCCAGGAGCCCCAGGAGCCCCAGGACCUCAGGAGCCCCAGGAGCCCCAGGAGCCCCAGGAGCCAGCUGGCUGCAGACAUGGCGGCGUUCAGGGAGGCUUCCUGA